GACACAAUCUGAGUAAAGCCGAGUAAACUCUGUAGGAGUCUGUCUCCUGGAUCAAUGGGCUCAAACAGAAGCUAUGGCUAACUAGUCUCUGGAACAAUACGGAACUUAAAGAAGAUCUUGGCAACGCGACGUGAACCUUAGUGAAGUGGAAGUUGUUUCUAACAAGAGUGCUCCGAGUCCUGCGGACUUUCUAUGUGUUUACUAUGUGUGUCUCCAGCUGCCAUUGCCCCGCAGGCUCACUGACAGCAGGGCUCAUGUCUGCUGUGUCAGUGAUGAUUGUGGAGCACACGGAAUGGAAAGGAACAUCGGAGACCAACUUAACAAAGCUUUUGAAGCCUAUCGCCAGGUCUCCAUUGAGAAAGACAUAGCUAAGAGGGAGCUGCAGAAAAUGACAGAGUAUUAUGAGGGCUACACGCGUAAACUUCAAAAGCAAAUAGAGGACCAGCAGCGGCUCAUCUGUGUUCUUGAAGCCAAACUUUCAGCUUUGAGGCCCCCGCCUGCAGGAGAUAUGAAAUGCGAGCCUUGUGAACAUGUCCACGAUGGAGCUCUUGCCUAUAGGAAAUUACAGUACCAGGACAAUGCCGUCACUGGUGCAGCUGCUUCAAAUCUACCAGCUGGCUCUGCUGUCGACUGUCAAGAUAUGCAAGAUGCAUUUGAGGCCAUUCAGGUGAAAUUUCGGAAGAUAAAGUCUUUGACCAGAAGACAAAAAGACCAUCUAAAGAGGUUUAAUGGAGGAAAUGAUGCAUUAAAUGAUCAGCGCUUCUCCAUGCCCAUCCAGUGCACGGACCGGACAGCAGAGGCCGAGCGCCCCUUUUCCUCUUCCACGCUCAGGACCGCGGUGGUGGACAUCCCUGUCUCGUCUCUGGCCUCUCGCGGAGCCGACCCAGAUGACCGGGACUUGGACUCUCUGACCAAAUUCAGUGUUAAAUUCCCCCCUUCAGCGGACAGUGAAUACGACUUCCUGAACAGUGCCCCGGACCGCCACGUGGCUCUGGCUGUGGCUGAAGAGGAGCCGGUGGAGCUGCCCCUGUCUUUUGUCUACUCCUCGUCCCCCUCCCACUCGCCGUCGUCUUCGCUUUCCCAGGAGAGCGUACGGGGACCCCAGCAGCCGCUGUGGAGCCCCGAGCUGUGCCGAGCGGCCGACGUGGGGGCAGAUGUGGGGGCAGACUUAGUGUCUCCACAGAGCGGCAGCCCCGAUAAAUGUGCGUUCUGCCACUCUGUAGUGCCUCCGGACCUGAUGAACAGCCAUCUCUACUCGCAUUUCUCCCACAAAAACAACAACUCCCAGUGACACCAGUGAGCUGCACAAACUGACAGGAGAACCACUCUGGAGGAUCCCUCUGGUGGGGCCUGCACUGGAUUUGAAAUGACACUGCCAUAAGACUUGAAAGCAUUUAUUUAAUAUUGAAGAAUUGAAUGGUACACUUAUUUUUGCCUAUUUUUAAAACCAUUUUACUCUUUUUAAUACUACAUCAUGACGCAUAUAUGUGAGCAAAUCAAUUGAAUAUUUACUCUUAAAAGAAUUACUGUAUUGCUCCUAAUAUGCAUCUGUAAAUAUAUUGUGGAAUUAUUGUUAUUAAAUGUGUACAAAAAUCAUAA
This is a messenger RNA of Boleophthalmus pectinirostris (great blue-spotted mudskipper), 1599 nucleotides long. RefSeq names its product TRAF family member-associated NFKB activator (gene tank). Gene Ontology annotation, biological process: canonical NF-kappaB signal transduction. The transcript has 8 exons. The record is from RefSeq and is a predicted model, not a curated record. Bases 293 to 1291 code for a protein of 332 amino acids. NCBI's taxonomy places the organism in Eukaryota, Metazoa, Chordata, Actinopteri, Gobiiformes, Gobiidae.